Messenger RNA from Erigeron canadensis, 345 nucleotides. RefSeq names its product AT-hook motif nuclear-localized protein 16-like. The transcript has a single exon. The record is from RefSeq and is a predicted model, not a curated record. Gene Ontology annotation, molecular function: DNA-binding transcription factor activity; minor groove of adenine-thymine-rich DNA binding. The coding region runs from base 1 to 345 and encodes 114 amino acids. Lineage: Eukaryota; Viridiplantae; Streptophyta; Magnoliopsida; Asterales; Asteraceae. Gene Ontology annotation, biological process: vegetative to reproductive phase transition of meristem. Gene Ontology annotation, cellular component: nucleus.
AUGGGUUCAGUCUUGUCGCCACCUGCCCCGCCGGGUGUUACUGGCUUAGACAUAUACUUAGCUAGUCCACAAGGCCAGCUAGUAGGUGGAGCCAUUUCAGGUCCACUUAUAGCAUCAACAACCGUUGUCAUUAUGGCAGCUACUUUUAUGAACGCAACAUUUUAUAGACUGCCGAUUGACAAAAAUGAAACUGAAGCAGUCACUACAGCCCAACAAAAUCAACAUAUGAUCGGUUUAUCAGAUAUGUAUGGAAUUCCACAAAACUUUAGCGGCUGGCAAGCCACCCUACCAUCAACGGAUAUGUACACUUGGACAGCUGCACAACCACUUUCGAAAAAGAUUUAA